Haplochromis burtoni (Burton's mouthbrooder) is the source of this 1896-nucleotide messenger RNA. RefSeq names its product collagenase 3. Gene Ontology annotation, cellular component: extracellular matrix. Gene Ontology annotation, molecular function: metalloendopeptidase activity; zinc ion binding. The transcript is spliced from 10 exons. Gene Ontology annotation, biological process: proteolysis; collagen catabolic process; extracellular matrix organization. The coding region runs from base 170 to 1582 and encodes 470 amino acids. The record is from RefSeq and is a predicted model, not a curated record. Lineage: Eukaryota; Metazoa; Chordata; Actinopteri; Cichliformes; Cichlidae.
UGUACAUGUAACACCGUCAUGAGCAAUCAAAGCCAGAGUUCCCCUCUUCACCAUAAAAGGAGCAUUUCGUUAGUCACUGACGGCAGGUAGUUACUCAACACAUCCAAACUCCAGCCUAUAUAACAGCUUCUCACAGCACUGAGACACAAGUUGCACACAACGAGGAAGCAUGAAGACUUUGACUCUGAGCAUUCUGCUUGGCCUGGCAGUGGCAGUUUACUGCAUGCCACUAUCUCAGAUUACUGGGCAAGAUGAAAGUUUUGCAAAGAACUACCUGAAGAAAUUCUUCAACCUCACAGAGGAGGAGGGUCCAGCUGUCAGAAGGGGCAUCAGCCCAGUGAACAAGAAGCUGGCUGAGAUGCAGAGAUUCUUUGGUCUCCAGAUCACCGGGUCUCUGGAUGCUGACACUUUGGCCAUGAUGAAGAAGCCCCGCUGUGGGGUUCCCGAUGAACAGGUCGCUCGUUUCUCCACUUUUGAUAACAACCUCAAAUGGGAGAAAAACAGCCUCACAUACAGGAUAGAGAAAUACACACCUGACAUGUCUGUGGCAGAGGUGGAUGACUCCAUAGACAAAGCUCUGCAGGUGUGGGCCAAAGUCACUCCACUGAGGUUCACAAGGAUCUACAGCGGCAUUGCUGAUAUUAGGAUCUCCUUUGGUCGCCGGGCACAUGGUGAUGGUUACCCCUUUGAUGGCCCUAAUGAAAUUCUUGCCCACGCAUUUGCUCCCGGUGAUGGCAUUGGAGGGGAUGCCCAUUUUGAUGAAGAUGAAACGUUCACGUUCCGCUCAAACACAGGCUACGUCCUCUUUAUGGUUGCUGCCCAUGAAUUUGGUCACUCUCUGGGCUUGUCUCACUCCAAUGACCCCGGUGCUCUCAUGUACCCAGUGUACUCAUACAGUAACUCUGACACCUAUGUUCUUCCCCGGGAUGACGUUAAUGGCAUCCAGUCCCUCUAUGGUCCAGGUCCCGUUAAUCCUGGACCUACAGCCCCCACUACUCCUGAUGCCUGUGAUUCAACGAUGGUUUUGGAUGCUGUUGCCACAAUGCGAGGAGAGAUGCUCUUCUUCAAGGACAGAUUAGUCUGGCGCAAACACCCUCAGAUCAGCACACCUGUACAAACUCUCAUCUCAGCUAACUGGCCCGAUGCCCCUGUUAAUAUUGAUGCUGCUUAUGAGAGCCAACAAUUAGACCGUGUCUUACUUUUUAAAGAUCAGAAGGUGUGGGCUUUCAGCGGCUAUGAUCUUGUAAGUGGCUAUCCUAAACCAAUAUCCAGCUUUGGUCUGCCCAAAACAGUGAAGAGAGUUGAUGCGGCCCUCUAUGACGAACAAAGUGGGAAGACUCUGUUCUUUGUAGGCAGUGAAUACUACAGUUAUAAUGAGGCCACAAAGAAGAUGGAUAAGGGAUUCCCCAAACAGGUGGAUGAGACCUUCUUGGGAAUGACCUCCAAAGUGACUGCAGCUCUGCAGCAAGGAGGGUACACCUACCUCUACAGUGGACCACAAAUGUUUGAGUAUGCCAUGUGGAGCGGGAGGCUGUACCGUGUGCUGAGGAACAGCUACUUCUUGCCCUGCACCAAAUACUAGAGAAGAUUUUGAAUGCUAAAUAAGACACAGUAAAAAAAAAAUAAAGAGAAACUGUAUCAAUAUAAUUUUGGAUAUCUAAUGUUAUUGUUGAACAAUUACCAGCAGCUUAUGUACUUAAUUUUGUUUUUGUUAUGUUAAUCAUUGCUUCAUUGAGGUUCACCUUUUUAUUUUGUUUUAUUUAUGGCACAGUCAUUAUGUAAUUCUUUCACUCGCUAAUUGUUUUUGUUGUGUUUUCAACUUUAAUUACUGUGACUUUAUGUAUACAAAAGAUCAAAUGAAGUGCAGUAAAAUUAAAUUGACAUCAUCAAUAAGCA